AGGAGAUGAUAGAUAGAAAUGAAUCCUGUACUGCAGGACAGAUCCCCAUGUCCUACUUUGCCUGCCUGGCUUACUUGCUGAGAGAAUGGACUGGCGUGGAGCACAUCGAGGACUACCUGAGUUAUGCAGUCUACUUGCUGUGGCUGUUUUUUCCUCUCAUGGUAGUUUUUCUACUUCCUGGAGUUAUUCUCCUCUUCGUCUACGUUUCUGUUAUCUUUGUUCAUAUUUAUAAAAGGAAGAAUGAAUUAAAAGAAGCUUAUUCCCAUGAUUUUUGGGAUGGUGCAAAACAAAUGUUGGCUACACUAUGGGAUGGACAUGCAAGAAUAUGGCAUGGUUAUGAGCUUCAUGGUAUAGAAAAUAUUCCAGAGGGACCAGGGCUUGUUGUGUUUUAUCAUGGAGCAACUCCUGUUGACUAUAUCUAUUUCAUGGCUAAACUUCUUAUACUGCAGAAGAGAACCUGCCACGUAGUAGCUGAUCAUUUCGUCUUUAAAUUACCAGGUUUUAAACUAUUACUUGAUGUACUUGGAGUUAUGCACGGACCAAAAGAAGAAUGUGUCAAUGCUCUCAAGAGUGGCCAUCUGGUAGCCAUUUCCCCUGGUGGAGUUCGGGAAGCGCUUUUCAGUGAUGAAACAUAUGUUAUUAUGUGGGGUAAUCGAAAGGGCUUUGCUCAGGUGGCCAUCGAUGCAAAAGUGCCCAUCAUUCCUAUGUUUACACAAAAUAUUCGAGAAGGCAUUAGGACAUUAGGAGGAAUAAAAAUAUUUAGGUCACUGUAUGAACAUAUUAGAUUGCCAAUAGUUCCUAUGUAUGGCGGAUUUCCAGUCAAGCUCCGUACAUUUAUUGGAGAUCCCAUUCCAUACGAACCAAAUGUAACUGCAGAGGAACUAACUGUGAAGGCAAAAGCUGCAAUCCAGUCUCUAAUAGACAAACAUCAGAAAAUACCUGGAAAUGUAUUUAGGGCUUUAAUGGAACGAUUUCAUACACGACAAAAAGAAGAUUAAGGUGCUCUGAAUAAACUACUCUUUAGUUAUAAUGUUCUUAAAGUCAUAUUUGUAACUUAUUAACUCUUCUUAUAACAGAAAUACAAGUAUAAAAUACUGCCCUAGUGAUA
Molecule: messenger RNA, 1108 nt
Organism: Tinamus guttatus (white-throated tinamou)
Lineage: Eukaryota; Metazoa; Chordata; Aves; Tinamiformes; Tinamidae
Source: RefSeq, a predicted model, not a curated record